Molecule: messenger RNA, 10104 nt
Organism: Cylicocyclus nassatus
Lineage: Eukaryota; Metazoa; Nematoda; Chromadorea; Rhabditida; Strongylidae
Source: the annotation of a GenBank genome assembly
AUGCAUGUACGCUAUUUACAGCAUCAACAUCAGGGCACCGUUCAGCUGCUACUGAUGCCGUUGAGCACGGCGGCCAGCUCCAUUAAAAGCUCCAAAUGGGUCGAUGACGGUGACGAAUCCGAAUGCGAAGCAGUGCCACUACCCAUACAGACGUUCUUAUGGCGUCAAACAAAUCCAUUCCUCGGAGCUAAAACCGGCAAACUAUACGAAGCAUCAUGUGUGACAUUCGAGAGGGUGGUUGUUCAAAAUAUUCUCCAUGGUUUGUCGCCUUCGCUCUCUGACGCCAUCGCAAGCGUUAGUCGAUGGAAACUCGUACGAGCAGCACUUCCGCAUGUCAUACAGUGCUGUGGUUCUUUGCUGGAGGCCUCCGACGGCAAAGGAUUAUCAGCAUCUCUACAAAAGAUCUUGUACAUACUUCACUGGAUGCUGCUGGAUUCAGCAUCAGAAUGUGCCGAGGCUUCACCAAAAGAAGAAAUUACCCCUCGUGGUCAAGGGCUUUUCUCCCUUUCGUCAAUUCAACUUUUUGUCUAUCUCAUCACUCCGCUGGCUGAAAUGGUUUCUGAGGAGGAUAUUGCAGACAACAUACGAUUGGAAAGUGGAAUGAAGAUUUGGCAAGCUCUUUGGCAGUACCGACAACCAGACGUGUGGUGUUUCACUGCACCCGUCAAGCAACGAAAAGACGAAUUGCCCCAAGUAACAUUUCUGCGGAGGCCAACAGUAGCUUCUAUUCCACCUAAUCAAGGCAUUUACAUAGGUGAGGAAGAGAUACCGCGGAGACCCUCAGUAGCAGUAGUUCCACCACCGAAACCUCCUCGAACGGAUAGGGCGGUACUGGACGAGAAAAGAAGACGUGAAAUGGAAAAGCGAAAACAGCAGGAGGCUGAGCAGCAAAAACUGCUUCAAAAGGAGAAAGAAACUGAAGCGACGCCUUUGAUGCCAGAAAAUAACGAAGCACUGCUGGUGGAUGUACAAGGGCCAUCUCCUACUCCGACCACUUUGGCAAUGACAUCGUCGAUUGUCCGAAGCGUUAGCGAAUAUAAGACGGGUGAAUCCAUUCCAACUCGAAGAAUUGCGAAAAGUAACACCACAAAUGCAUUUGACAUAAGCCCUACGUCCGAAAGUUCACUGCAUAUGCUGGAUGAUGUCGACGACGUUCUCAGAUGUAACGAGGACAGCAAUUCAUUAUCUGGUGUCUUCAACCAGCAGAGCGACGCUCCGCUUGUGAAUAUCAGUGACAUCUGCAGUGGCUAUUCGUUAGAGAUGGGGAAUGGUGAACUAAUCAAGGAGCUGAGUUGCAACAAAUGUGGAAAGCUCCUUCCUCGGGAUCAGUCGGCUUGUUCUUGUCAAUGCAACGAAAGCACUGGUGUGACACUACUAGCGAACGAAACGCCACCAGUGAUUCUUACUCGGGCAUCUACUACCGACGAUACCGUAUCUUCGUCAAGUCAGCAUACUGUAAUCCCAGUGAAGCUACCACCUAGAACUCCAAUAGAAAUAUCAGAUUUUCAUGCUAUGGAAACUGCUCGAGUUCAACCCAAACAGCCAUCAAAAACCGAAGUGAGCAGCGUGGACGACGAGAUUGAGGACCUUGGUCAAACCGAUCCCAUGAUUGCCACUAUGCUCGACGUUGCUGUCAUUCGAGCCCUCCUGAUCACUCACUGGCAAGAACAAGGUAUUUAUUGGGCCAUGCGCUACUUGCUGAAUCGAAUCGAACAAAUACAGAAUCACUUCGCUUUGCACGGAACUAGGCAUCGUAGCAAUUCAUUGCCAUCUGGGGAGAGGAAACCAAGUUUAGCACUUGGCCUUUCCUCGUACAACAACACAACCUGGGAAGAUUUCCAACUAAAAAGAGAUGAGGACGACAAAUCAAAGCUACAUGUCGCCUUCAGCGAUACAAGCAGGCGGAAAUCCACUGACCAGACUUCCUUUCCUCUACGACCUCAUCAGUCGCGGAGAUCCAGCUUGAAUACGCUGACGAAACGAGAACGAAAUAGAUCCGAUCCAUCGCUAACGAAUUCUUGUGAGGUGCUGUCUAUCCGAGAAGACAGCGCAUCAGUGAGCAAUUCUUCAUCGAAGUCCGAGAAAACAAACGAGAGAAUCGCAGCCAAAUUCUACCCAGAAGCUCGCGGUAGUUCGAGUUUUAUCGAACGGAACGGCAGAAUCAGUCUUACUGUCAUAGUGCAAACAAUUAAUCAGGUCAUGGAACGAAAUGGGGUUGUAAGAUUGUGUGAACUAGCCCUCAACAUCGCUGACACUCUGCUCCGAAUACGCAUCGAUCAAACCGAGACCUUUUUCAUGCAGCUGACCAUGAUGAUCUUUAGGAUAUACCUCUCCCUUGGUUGUCCAUACGGCUGUAACGAUGGCAUAAAAAGUCAACAUGCUGAUUUUCUACGAGUCAAAGCUAAGACAAUUCUGGCACAGCUGGAAAAAUUGCAGCAGAAUCGGUUUCGAACAAUCUUUACCACCUACGUCGAAGAGAACAAUCCGCAGUUGAUCCUCGAUCUCAUCCAUGCUAUCACGGCCUUCUGUCGCUCUGAAUUCCCACAGGACACUCGAAAGCAACCCGAAAGCAAAGCCCCAUCCUAUCGGAAUCGCUUCAAUGAGCGCGAGAAAGGGAUUGAAGGACGAAUCAUCAACGCCACAUUACGAGGGCUAUCCUCGAAAUUGGCCAAGAUGCAGGAUGAGCUGAACCAGCCAGAAAAUAUGAGCCUCUUGGGAGAUGUACGUAUGUUGGUGAACUUUGUUCAAGAGCAGCAUGGAAAUCCAUUUCGAAGAGUUGGACUAAGCGCAUUGUUGGACGCCAUCGACAAGAGACCAAAGUCAGAAAGCAAGACACCAACAGAACCUUCCAAUCAAAUAGAUUCACCAUCGAAGUUAUCCCCACAAACAAGUCGCUCUCGUUUGCGAUUACGUUGCGGCUUCGUCGAGAGGUCUUCCACACUGACUCCACAGUCACCUCGUCGUCAGCUUCUGCACAAUAGUGUAGCCGGCGUUUCUCUUUCUCUUGAUAGCGACUUGCCGAGAAGAGAUGAAAGCGGUAAAAGUAGUCCUAGUGGAAACCUUGCUCCUCCAAGUCGCAACGAUCAAGCGUCGCUAAGGAGAGGAUUGUUUAAGAAGAAGGAGAAGACUUCACAUGACUCUAUGCUGAAAAGCGGAGCGGAUGACUCGGAUGCGGAUUCUUCGCCGUCAACUCCUCGCACGAUCUCGUCCAUGGACGACAGUCUUUCGCCUCUGGUGUCCGCAGCUAUGAUGAAGAAAAAAAGUGCACCGAAACUGCAUUUUGCAUUCAAUCUACUAAAAUCCUCCAAAGCGGAGAACAACGAUGACGAAUGCUCGGAUUCAGAAACUGCUGAUGAAUUUGGAGAAAUGGACGUAUUUUCAAGAAAGAGUACAACAGAGAGUAUUCGUAGGAAAACCUUCAAAAGUCCAGCAGAUGCCCAAGGAAAUAUUCGCCUUUACAAUGUGAUUGUUCCUGCUCCGAAAUGGUUGGAUAAUAAGGGAAUUUUCGAGGGAGUGAGGCGAUUUGCAUUUUUGUUGGAAACCACUCGGCCAGGAACGUUUCCUGAUCCACCGCUGAUUGCUGCUCUUUUACAUUUGAAGUCACCAGUUCUUGCUCGAGCUGCGCUGCUCCUUGAGUGCUGCCAUUUUGUCUCGCGAUGCAACCGUGGACAUUGGCCAGAGUGGAUCCGAAGUAGUCACCAUCGCACCCUCAGCCUGGGAGGUCCACUGGCAAAUAGAGGCACUCCAUCUGGAACACGUCGAAUGCAUUCGUUACAGCGAACAGCCGGCAGAUACUUCUACCAGUGGGCUAUUCAGAUAGGAGAGCAAUUAUCGCGUUUCCUUGAGCUGGUCGAAGCUAAAGACAAACAAACUCUGAAAAUGGAGGACACUAUGGAGGACUUCUUUGACGAUUCGAUCGUGAACGACGAGUCAGGCGAACGAUGUCCUCCGGCUCUUCAGCUGAUUGCGAUACUUCUUCUCCAUGAGAUCACAUCGUUCUUACGCGAAACCUUCCGAACUAUCCCAAGAACCAAGAAUAACAAGACUGCCACUACUUCUGGAUGGGAUAAGCUGCUGUCGCACCGUCGCUGGUCCAUCCUUUCAAAUACGUUCAAUGCUCAACAAACUGGAUCAGUGAGCAGCGUUGUUGACAUCAAUUCAUCUAUGCAUUUGAACGAUCGCGAACGUCGAAUCAGCUUGUCAACAGCUGAGGAGGAUUCACCAAGAAGCUCGAAGGAUACCAUUGACGAAGCUGUCGUUGACAAAAAAGGUGUUCGUCCCCCAUCGUUGAGUGUUCGUCUGUUUUCUCGUCAAUCGACGCACGAGGAUUCUGGAAGUUCCGCCCAUGGAUCAACGAAGUCGUCGAGCACCUAUGUACCAGAUUCAGGCUCUUUUGGACGGAGAAUAGCCACUGGGCGGCAACGGUUACUGAAGAGGGGCUCACCAAUAGGCCAGCAACCUUCGCUGGAGUCCAGUCAUAAAAGGAGAUCGCUUAGAAUUCGAAAGGCAUCGAAAAUCCAACACCCGGAAGAGAUCGAAGACCGAACUGAAGAGGACGCGCCACCGAUACAGCGAGCGCGGUCCGCUCGUGCAUCCAUCUGGACCCUGCGCGCGGCGAUUCACCAGGUUCCCGAACUCGCAGGGGCCCUGAUCCAAGAAGCACUUGGAGCCCGUGAUUCUCUCAAGCCGGCAGAGGAACCUCCCCUUCAGUCUCCCACAGAACAUACUAUUCCGAGCCACAGCAGUUCGCAACAAGGAAGUGCUUAUGGACAGCAGCCAACGCCCAAGGCACAAUUCGAUGAUGAGGAGCAAGCCAUACUCUCUCAUCUGCCAUGGAUCAAGAUAAUAAUCCGAACAGCCAAUUCAUUCGAUACGAAUUGUACGCACGAACCAGUCUGUACGCAGCGAUGUUUUCUGAGGGUGAGCCGACAAUGCCAUCGAAUGGUAAUGGCACUUUCUACCCUGUAUGGAGCCUACAGGGAAGUGAAGACGAGGGUAGAUAAACGCAAGUUGUUGAUGGACAAAUGGGAGGGAGAACAGCAAGCACUUCGUCGAUCGAUUCAUUCCCGACAAUCUGCCGCUGUGCCAAGACGAGAAAGCGCAAUGGUCGGUGCCAAUGCAGAGUACGGUAGCAAGGCUAUCAAGGCAAUGCUAAUGGAAAAGAUGAUGCAAGAAAAGGAACGUGAGAAGGAAAAGGAAAAGGAGGAAGGAGUUCACAAGAAGGCAAGCGUGGAGCAAGAGCGCCAAUCAGAAACAAGUGUAGAUGAACCUGAGGAUGACGUCAAUAAGGAAAUGCUCAGCUACAUUCGGACAUUGGUGCUCAAUCUGAUGCACACCCCUUUGUCGGCAGCAUUGAAAAGCUCUCUACUGCUUACUCCUGAGCAAUACAAGCAGAUGAUUGAGGUCUCAUGGUAUCUGCUACUCAAUGAAGAUCCACAUGUCGUGCUCAGCGCCGCUUCAAUGUUCAUUGUUACUUGUGUACGUCGGGCAGAAGAUGCACUUAGAGUGAUCAAGAAAGCUCUCGAGUCAACGAAUGCCACUGAUCGAACGGAAGGGAUUCAAAGAUUUUAUGCCCUGUGGAGAAACCGAUUUCAUGUUUGGCUGAAGAUGGAAGAAGGAGCUCAAAGCUCAUUCAAGGUACCACCGCCUGGCAUCGAUUUCACUUUACCAUCGCCAGCCAUUGGGCAAAGUCAGCUGCCAGUAGUAGAUCCUCCCUGGAUGCCACACCUAAAAACGAAGAUAGAGGAGCUUUCGCUGAAGGAAGAAGAGCAUGCUACGUCUCAAACGAUCAUGACGAUGACACGAACACGGCGGAAACAAAAACAGGAGAUGGUGAAGAGGGCAGUACGAGAUGCGGAAGAAAGGCAAUGUGAACAAAGACAAUUGUUCAAGCUGCGCGGAUCCGCCAUAGUUCAGCAAGCAGCCUACGAACCAGCGCUAUUCCAUCAUCAGCAAGAACAAGCGGAAGAAUCCGAAACGGCCCACCAUGCUGCCCGUCACCCUAUGCCCGUCGCCCAACCGCUCUUUCCUUCACCUCUUUUAGCUGUUAUUCCCAGCAUUAUCGAAAUGCUCGACGAUCCCCAAGUCGACAAAAAUGGUGUUUCUGUGGCUGAUGUAUCACGCAAGGUCAUCUGGACCUGCAUAGUAGAAGAUCCAUCGCUCUUCUUCAGACAUUUUCUAGAAAAAUUAACAAAUCGCGAGCGACAGACUCUUACAAAUGAAUAUCGCCCCACUGCCAGCUAUGAAUACCUCAUGUCGCUGCUGCGCAAGUUGAUCUUACGGUUCAACCCUUUACCUAGCCAAGCAGCGUACUCCUUGCUCAAUUAUUUGUUUGGAUUUGUCAUGCACUACGUGCGAGCUCAGUGCGAAGGUGCUGACAAAGCCCUUGGUAUGGCUCUGUCCCUCACUUGGAUUUUGGCUCCCAAUGUGCACGGGCUCUAUUUCAAGGACCUGAAGCAGACACUGAAGAAGGAGCAGUGCGAUCAAGCCCUCAUGAUCACUGCAAAUGUUCCAUCAGCAAAGAAAAUUAUUGUACAUGGUCCUGACUCGACUUUGGGUGGCAUCCCCAGCCAAUUUCCCGUUCAUGAGGACACCCAAUUCCAGCAGAUACUUAGUGACAGCCUUGAGUUCUUCAACAUUGACGAAAAUGAGGUGCAUUCGUACUUUCUGACAGAUACAAAGACAGGACUAAUUCAUCUUCCAUCGUCAUAUGUACGGGAUUUCUACUUCUUCCAUCGCUCAUUCUAUCCACAGCUAACCCUGAUCAAACUCGAUUUGGUAGAGGCCCACUUGAGAAUGAGGCAGACAGCGUUUGCACAGCGCUUUAUCGAAGUUGGAAAAGUGCUGCUCACACAUAACAUUCUGAAGUACAGUCCGCAACAUGUUAUUGCACAACGCGUUUUCUUCUUGCACGAUGAGCUUACACACUUGCCAUCUUUCCCACGUAAGAGCCUAGAAACAUGCUUUGGAAUGUACCACGGAGAAAUGGGCGAGCAGUUAAAGGCAAUGGAAGCUUUGCACAAGUUUACAUGGGCUAAGUUGAUGUCGGAUAUGUUCGAGAAGAUGGAGAACGCGUUUAUGUUUGCCGAUCUGCACCUCUUCAUAAAUGUGGUGAAUGGGAUCAUGAUCAUGCACUGUGAAGAUCUGCUAAUUUUACGACGAUGUGCUGCCACUUACAUAGCCAUGUGUAUCCAUUUCAACAGUCUCUUCGCUAGUCAGGGUUUCUUCCUCAUUAUGCCAACCCUCCUGCGAUGCUAUAGUCAGCGACAGACGAAUCGCGUGUUUUGCUCAGUCGUGGAGUUCCUUUGUCGACAGUUCUACACUCUUCAUAGGAAACCUUUCUUGCUGCAAAUGUGUGGCUCUAUAGCCAACAUAAUCGACAACAGCAACAACGAUUUCGAGAUCAAUCCAAUGCGUGUCAAAGCUAAAUACUGGUUCGCGUUGCUAAAAAAUAUGGAGAACAUGGGUGACGAGAGUGAUCAGUUCGACAUUCUGGGGCUUGUGCCUUACGAUAAACCGCUAAAGGCCCUCGACUUGUGCUAUCGUGAUGAUCCGAACACAUUUUGCCUGCUGACAGAUGCCAUUGCAAGCUGCAUUUGCGUCUGUGCUUUUGCUCCGGAGAGCAAACGAAGUCACCAUAUGCUUCUAGUAAUGGCUGCGCUCCAACCUCACCUCAUACGACGAAUCGAGGAGGAAACAGCAUUGCAAAACAACGCUCCAGCUGCGGUAAAGCACGAGAUAUCGCAGUGGACGACGCUGUGUGUUGAGAUGAAAGCACUUAUCAACAGCUGCGAUGUUUUGGCCAGAGGUCCACAACGUGCGUUUGACCUCGUAAAUACCGUCUCUGAGCGUGGAAAAUCGUUGGUCGCUGAUUCGCCUCAAUUUUUUGAUCCACCUACCACGAACGAGGAUGAGAAUAGCCGGCCGUAUCACGUGAAGGAGAAGAAAUCGGUUGCCAUAGGAUGGGAAGCGGCAGAGAUUGAGGAAACCCACAAAGAAAAUUAUCGUCGGCCGAGGGACACCCUGCUUUGCCUGGCAGCGCAGUUCAUUGAGAUGGCUACUCCAAGGCUCAAAGAAUUGGCAAAGCUUAGCUCUACCAGCGAGCAUACGAAAAUCCCCGAAGUGAUGGACCACAAAUGCCAUGUUAAGCUGAGCGAGAUUGCUUUAGCAUUGUUGAAGAUCGCCUCCUAUGACCUGACCACUAUGUCUUGCCCUGGGUUGCAAAAGUAUUUCACCACGAUUAUGCCUGUAACCGACUGGUCUAUCGAGUCAAAUCGCUCAGCCCUUGGAAUCAUUCUCAAGCGUUUGGACAAAACCAUAGCGAAGAUCGCCAAGAAGCAAAGCAUUCGGAGACGGGUGAAUUGGACAGCGUUGGCCAGUUGGAUCAAGGGAAUCUGCGACACACUCUCUGUUUAUCCGUACAUGGCUCAUUUGAAUCCGUUGAAGUCCACUACACAAAUGUGUCUACGAAUAAUAGCUGGUGACACAUUUGAAGAAGGAAGCAACAUAUCUGCCCAUUCAACCACAGUUCUUCAUCCAGCUCCGCCACCGCAAGUGUUCUGUAAUGCUGUUUUGCGUAUGACAACAAUACUCAUGCAGGCGCUGGGCCAGGCAUCGUUCUCUCUGGAAAUGGUUUGCGGAGCUGAGGGUCUCGGAGCAGCCGCAGAUCGGAUCGAGGCCGUUCUCUGCCAUUUCUUGAUACCUUUGUUCCUGAGGACGGCGACUAAUCCUAAAGAAGCUUCCGUAAUCCAAGCUAAAGAUCUCUCCUUCUGUCUAUCCCUCAUGCAACAUGCGAUCUCGCCUCCAAUCGGCAAACACAGCACAGCCCCUACGGCCAGCACAACUACCCUUGCUACCAGCUUUAUUAGAGGAGAUCUCACUGGAAGGCAAGGCUCAGUUUCUGUCACCGACAGGGGACAUUCUGCCACCGUUUCUACGCUUCGGAUAGUCAGAGACAGUGUAUCUCAAUGCAUUUACCUAGCUCUCAAAGUGAUGAUGCUAUGCUUUGGAAAGCUGCUCACUCCUCUCUGGCCAAGGGUUGCCCGACUUGUGAGAGAUCUCAUAAGCAAAAAGCAAGGUGGUCAAAGUGCGGUACAAUUCAUCGAUUUCAUUCUUCAUGCCCAACUUCCCAUCUCUUUGCUCAUCAUACCCACUAUCCAAAACAGGGUGAAGCAAAAACCAACUUGUGAACAGGAUACACAAUGGCAAGCUGAACUUAUCGAAAGAAUGGAAUCGAAUGAGCAUUACACCCUCCCCUUAGGGGCGAUGUUGAACAAUUGCCAAGUUGAGCUGGCGCAACUCAAAGAUGAACUAGCUACCCGGCCUUUGGAUCUCCCUCGCUCUUACACUCCCACUGCUCCUGAUCCCCAUUCCGAUUCUUCAAACGCGUCUACCAUCCAGAAGAAGGAUAGAAGGGCAAGCACUCGAAAACCUCCUCCGAUCAAGGAAGGUACCGAAGGGACGAUCCUUGAAGAUGUCGAAGACGAGAGCGCUGAAUCUGGGCAACAACCGUCUACAAGCGCUAGAGUUACAAAAAGUCCGAGUGUACCCCUUAGCAAGGUUGGAUCCUCACCUCGCACAAGGUCGAUCAGCGGUUUUGGCAUGUGGAGAAGCGUACGUCGAAAAUCUCGUCACAUAUCUGAAAGCGAAAGCGAGGGUGAACGAAGCGUUGAAUUGUCAGACAUACAGAAAAAAGAUGAGGCCGGCGGGGUUUUGCGAACGCCAAUUCGUCGUUCCACCGAGACUCUGGUCCUUCCUCUACAUGAAACUCUCGACGCAAACAGGCAAAGAUAUGUGUCCUUCACCACUCCUAAGAAGCGAAAUGGGAAGAGCGAUGACGAUGUGUUCCAAAUUACCGAACAACACCAACUAGUCUGAAAUUUAUCUUAUUGUGACAGUUUGUUAUGAAUAAUUAUCAUGUACUUGGUGCUUUAACGGGUUUGCGCAUUUCCCAAUUUUUACAUGUUGUCAAUUCCUUUUUCGUGAACAUGUGUUAGUAAUUUGAAUCUUUCCAAGCACCUUGCGUACAAAUGUAUACGGUCAUCUUCUUCUUGCCGAUUUCUCCAACGGCGUUGCCAUUGUGGUGCCAACAGUAAAGAUGCAUUU